CGAUGGUGGCAUCCAGCACAGGACGUGCUGGCCACCACAGGCAUGUCCUUCAGGAGCUAGUGGGGAGCUGCCUUGCCCUUCUCAUUUCAGCUGGAGAAAUACAACACACCAGCAAGUCUCAGCCACCCAGAAACCUGUGGUUGGGCAUCGCCAUCAGACCCCACAUCAGAACCAUCUGUUUCAUGCGCAGCAGCAAAGACAACAUUUUGGGUUUUUCCCCAGCGUGGCAGAACAUGGAUCAAAGCAAAAAGGCAGGCGAGAAUAUCUAGGGCCAAGGAAAACUGGGAGGUGCUGAGUUACCAAAAGUACUUUGGAUAGGUCGGUGCUACUCAAAUGUCAAGGGAAAAUGUAUGUGUGUGUAGGUGUUUGGCAGCUCUUGUGCUCCAUCCCGUUUUGGGAUAGCCCAGAGAAGAGAACGGUAAAUCCCUAAGAUAUAUAUUGUCUGGCUUAAAUUUGAGCGGGGUUAAGUGUUUGCGGUGCAGGGGAGGGAAAAUGAAACCUGUUCCUCCUUGGCUUCAAAGGCUUGGACUACAAGGGAGCUCUUGUUCAGGUAGGAUACAAGGGCAGGGUUUUCCUUCUUCAGCAGAAGCGUGAGGCAGGGUAACGCAGUUGUGGCCAAACUAAAUCAAUGGCAGCUCUUUUUCCAGCCAAAAGGUCUGUUUAUCUCAGCCCUUCGAUGCUCCCAUGACUCCAGUGGUUUACAUUGUGCUGGGUGGCUUAAUUUUUCAGAAAAUACUUAAGGUUAAUGGCCAAAUUUAAGAUUUAAGGUUAAAGUCCAGAGCACUUUAUUCUCCAAAAGGCCUGUCCGUCCUCUCCUCUACAUGAAUUUCCUCUGCCUGUUCAAAUGUUCUUGUUCCUCUUGCAGGAAAGACUCACCUAGUUGUGCUGCAGCUGCAGAAAAACCACAGCACCCAAAAAAUGAGCCUUGGCUGGAGCUUCUGGAGCUUCCCCCCCGGGGCCGGGAGGCUGCCUCUGGCCGGGGCUCAGCGGGGCGGCUUUUCUGGUCCAACCAUUCCUGAUCCCAGCCGGCGUGAAGCCCGUCUGUCCCCAGGGCAGAGCGAAGCUCUUCCACCUCAGCUCGCUCGGCGCCGGACGGCAGCGGCAUGGGGCUCCGGGGAGCCUGCCUCCUCCUCCUCCUCUGCCUCCUCUCCCUCGCCCAGGUCUCCAACCAGCAAAACGGCAAAGUCCGGCAAAAACCAGCGGCUUCCAAGAAAGAUGGUGUGAACCUCAAAAUGAUUGAAGACCUGAAGGCCAUGAUUGACAACAUCUCUCAGGAGGUUGCUCUGCUGAAGGAAAAGCAAGCACUCCAGACAGGUAAAGGACUCGCUGAAGAAG
Messenger RNA from Calidris pugnax (ruff), 1335 nucleotides. Its product is annotated as tetranectin-like. The record is from RefSeq and is a predicted model, not a curated record. The transcript has 3 exons. The coding region runs from base 919 to 1224 and encodes 101 amino acids. NCBI's taxonomy places the organism in Eukaryota, Metazoa, Chordata, Aves, Charadriiformes, Scolopacidae.